Molecule: messenger RNA, 2372 nt
Organism: Salmo salar (Atlantic salmon)
Lineage: Eukaryota; Metazoa; Chordata; Actinopteri; Salmoniformes; Salmonidae
Source: RefSeq, a predicted model, not a curated record
AGUAGCUGCAAGCUACCUAAAACUCUUGAAGCCAGACUAGUGUGUAGUCAGUAGCCAUGCCUAGAAUAGCUGCAUUCAACUAGUUACUAUAGCUAUUAGCUACCUGGGUUUGGUCGAGGUUCUCUCCGGAGUUUUCCUCUUUGGAGCUUUCUCUGAAGUUUUUUUAUUUUCUGAUGUGUUAUCCUUUUCUCCUCGGACGGUCGGAGUUUCUUUGCACAAGGUUCGCCUGACGCCAUGAAUGAUUAUGCCGAGACCUCCUUGAGUAAAGAUGAGAAUAUCAAAAGGAAUCAAGACAGGGGAAACGGCUGUAAAAUAAUCACUGACAAUACAACGGCUAUCACAUCCACAAAGUCAAACUUCAUGACACGUGUUUUUAUUUUUGGACUUAAUUUAAGAGAUGAUCAACAGCCUGUUCUUGAUCAACCCUUCGGGGGACAUCUUCCUGGAGAAGCACUGGAAAAGUGUGGUCACUCGGUCGGUGUGUGACUACUUCCUGGAAGCCAAAGAGAAGGCUCUGGAACCUGAGGACGUUCCACCUGUCAUACACACCCCUCAUCACUACCUCAUCAGCAUCUACAGGUCAUGCAUGCAGUGUAUUAGGGACAAGCUGUUCUUCCUCUCCGUCAUCCAGACUGAGGUUCCUCCGCUGUUUGUCAUUGAGUUCCUGCACCGCGUCGCAGAGAUGAUCCAGGACUACUUUGGGGAGUGUUCGGAGACAGUAGUCAAGGACAACAUGGUGAUGGUGUAUGAGCUGUUGGAGGAGAUGCUUGACAACGGGUUUCCCCUGGCAACCGAAUCUAACGUCCUCAAAGAGAUGAUCAGACCACCCACCAUCCUCCGAUCUGUUGUCAACACACUGACCGGGACCAGUAACGUUGGAGACACGUUGCCAACUGGUCAGCUGUCGACCAUCCCGUGGAGGCGGGCCGGAGUGAAGUACACCAAUAACGAAGCUUACUUUGACGUGGUGGAGGAGAUUGACGCUAUCCUGGACCGAUCAGGUACGACAGUGUUAGCAGAGAUCCAGGGUGUGGUCGAGGCGUGUGUCAAGCUGUCUGGUAUGCCCGACCUCACACUCUCCUUCAUGAAUCCUCGUCUCCUUGACGAUGUGAGUUUCCACCCAUGUGUUCGCUAUAAACGCUGGGAGUCUGAGCGCGUCCUCUCCUUCAUUCCCCCCGAUGGGAACUUCACCCUAAUGACCUAUCACGUCAAUGCACAGAAUCUUGUAGCCAUCCCAGUGUAUGUGAAGCAGAGCAUCAGUUUCUUUGAGGGUGGUUCUGGUGGCCGUCUGGACGUGACCGUUGGACCGAAGCAGACCAUGGGGAAGACGGUCGAAGGGGUGAUGGUCACAGUCCACUUGCCCAAAACUAUCCUCAGCAUCAAUCUGACUGCCACACAGGGCAGUUACACAUAUGACAAUGGUACAAAGUUGUUGGUGUGGGACAUUGGAAAGUUGAACCCACAGAAGCUUCCUAACUUGCGAGGUAGUCUGAGUCUGCAGGCUGGAGCCCCCAAACCAGAGGAGAACCCCAGUCUGAACAUCAACCUGAAGAUACAGCAACUUGCCAUAUCAGGACUGAAGGUGAACAGGCUGGAUAUGUUUGGGGAGAAGUACAAGCCUUUUAAAGGGGUUAAAUACAUCACCAAGGCCGGGAAGUUCCAGGUGCGGACUUGAAGAGUGAAACCUAAAGGUCAUAGGUCAACUAGCCAACGUGCCUAAUGCUCUGGGUCAAAGGUCAACUCUUAUACACGCUAGCUGUCAACUAUUAUGCUCUUUAUUUGUAGUUCAGAGCCGUGAUCGGUCCAUUAUGACAAAUGUCUGAAACUUGUAAAAAGGUUCACAUCACAGCAGACUGCUGUGGCUCUGCAACAGCAAACUAUGAAUUGAGCUUUCUACAUGCCGUGUCAACUCUUCUACCUUAUGCCUUUUAUACCCCUAUACUCCCUCUGUAUUAGGGACAGAGCCUGUAUUAAUAACUUGGUUGUUUAUUUAAAUGUUUAUUAUUUGGAUGGAAUGGAGUUGUUGGUCUGUGAAGGGAAUUGUUUUGGACAAUCAACCUAUUAUUUCUCCUGUAUCUGGAAUUAAAUAACCUCUACGGAAUCUCACUGUGUUCCAGCACAGCCCACCUCUCGCUCUCUGUCUCUCUCGCUCACUCAUCUCCCCUCUUUCUUUCUUCUAUUUCUCUGCUUUAGUAGGUAAAGAUGUAAUAUCUAGUUUUAUAUAAAGCAUAUUUUUUGACCAUUUUAUUACUAAUAACCCUCUAAUGCUGAGUAACUGCAACCAAGAGUGGAAUCUCAUUUGGUCAUACAUGGUGUUAAUUAAUAUUCAGGCUAACAAUUACUGCAAGUAUUAAUAAAUAUACAUAAAGUCA